AUGGGCAAGCAAGCCACUCCUCCCCGCGCCCUGGUGGCCACACCCUCAACGCCGCUCCACUCUGCGCCGCGCCUCAUCCCGCUGCUCGAAGGCACGAGCAAUUUCGAUGAGUGGAAGGAGACCCUCUGGGACACGUUCGAGCAGAAAGGCCUGCAGAGGUUCAUCGACGGCGCACUACUGUUCCCGCCUAUCCCCGUCGAAGGAUCGAAAGAGUACGACGUCUGGGACCGCGACCGCCAGCUCGCAAAGGCCAUCCUCAAGCAGUCCGUCGGCCUGCUCACGGAACAGCUCCUCGCCAUGGGCUGGCGCCCCAAGCACAAAGACCCUCUCCACCACUACGGGGCGGUCCUGGGGCUGAUCAUGAAGAGUGCCGAGAGCUCUGGUCUCACGGGCCGCCUGGUCGAGCAGCUGUGCAAGAUUGACCGGGGCGACUUCAUGAGCCUGGCGUCGUACAAGGGCCGCCUGCAGACGCUCAGGCAGCGCUUGACGAACUUGGGCUACGACAUGGACGAUCGCUUCUACCUGCAUGUCGCGAUCAACGGCCUGCAGUCCACGAACCGCCGGUGGGCGACUUUGCUCCAGCAGCAGAUGUCGGACGGCAGCCUGACCUGGCACGAGCUUAUGCAGGCCAUGUAUGGCAAGGCGAUCAGGGAGCGUGGAGAUGCUAUCUUCUAG
Thyridium curvatum is the source of this 675-nucleotide messenger RNA. RefSeq lists its product as uncharacterized. The record is from RefSeq and is a predicted model, not a curated record. The transcript has a single exon. Bases 1 to 675 code for a protein of 224 amino acids. NCBI's taxonomy places the organism in Eukaryota, Fungi, Ascomycota, Sordariomycetes, Thyridiales, Thyridiaceae.